AAACUUGCCAAAGAAAUGACUUUUCGAAAUUUACUUUAUGAGAGAUUACAUGCUCGGGAUAAAGUAGAAGGCAGUUUUCAUGAUAUUAUAGUCACAAAUAAUCGACUUCUUCAACAAACGAUUGAACUUGAAAAGAGGUUCAAAUUAAAUUCAACUAAUGCAUCGUCUUCAGUUGUUGGAAAUUCAGAACAAUUGCUUGAAUUAGACCGCCGUAUAAGAGAGCUUAAUGAAGAAAGAGCAGAAAUGUAUAAGACGCAAAGUGAAAACGCUCAAAGACUUGUGACUAUGAAUGAACAACUGAGACUAAAAGAAGAAAAAGAAAAUAAACAAACAGAAGAGAUUAAACACUUAUUAGAGAAAGUAACAAAACUUUCGGACUUAGUUGAACUACAGGUUCAACAAUUGCAUGAAAAGAAUAAUACAAUCCAGAUACUUCAAGAUGAAUUGGCUGCUUUACAGUUGGAGAUGUACACUACUGAAGAAAAAAAUAAAAAACUGACAGCAGAAAACCAGCAGUUGGUCGAACGUUGGAUAAAUAAGAUGAACGAAGAAGCAGAAAAGAUGAAUGAAGCAACUCAAUUUUAUGAAACAGUACUUGAACAAGCAAGAGGAGCAGCUGAUAGACAAAAAGUUCUAAAACAAUCAAGGAAGAAAUCUUCUUCUUCAAACAAUCUUGAAAGAUCAUAUCAAUAUUCAAGUAUUAUUUUACCAAAAAAAGCGAGUAAAAAAAUUAAUAUACAUGAUGCAGAAUUACAUUGUAUUUCAGCUUCUUCAACUGACUCUAUAUUCGCUACAGGUGGUGCUGAUAAGAAGAUUAAAUUGAUUAAUGCAAAGACAGGUCAUGUUAUACAAACACUGAGUGGAUCUCUACAAACAAUUACUUCUAUUUCUUUCAAUUCAACUGAUGAAAUGAUUUUGGGUUCCUGCACAGAUAAUGCAACCAGAAUCUGGAGUUUAAGUACACAUAGAUUAAAGCAUACUUUAACUGGCCAUAUUGGAAAAGUUUAUUCAGCAAAAUUUACGAGUGAUUCUAAUAAAGUGGUAUCUGGUAGUCAUGAUAGAACUGUAAAAAUAUGGGAUCUUCAAAAGGGAUACAAUAUUCGUACAAUUUUUACUUUUUCAAGCUGUAAUGAUAUAUGUCUUAUGGAUCCUGAUGGUCAAACAGUAAUAAGCGGACAUUUAGAUAACAAUAUUAGGUUAUGGGAUGCUCGUACAGGUGUAGGAAUAAAAGAAUUAACGGGAAUUCAUAAUGGACAGAUUACAUCUGUCAGCAUGUCUUACAAUAAUAAUUAUUUACUUACAAAUUCAAGAGAUAAUACACUUAAAAUUAUUGAUAUUAGGAUGUAUGAGACUGUGAAAUCUUUCCAUGCUGAUACAUAUCGAAACGGACUAAACUGGUCUCGCUCUACUUUUAGUCCUGAUGGGAAUUAUGUUACAGCCGGCUCAGCAGAUGGAUGUUUGCAUAUUUGGAAUUCGCGAACUGGGAAGCUUGAGAAAUCAAUUAAAGAGCAUAGCUCUGCAAUAUGUGGUGUUUCUUGGAGUCCUGAUGGUGACCAUUUAUAUUCAGCUGAGAAGAAUAAGAUGGUGUGUAUUUGGGAUACUUCUGCAUCAUAAAGUUAAACUAAAUAAGGAUAUCAAAAUAUAUUUAUUCAAUAAACCGUACAUUCAAUAUUUAAUGAUAUGGUAACAGUAUUCGAUUAUUAGAAGCCAUCGAAUCCUUGUGAAUUAAAAUAGUCUAGACACUUCAGGUCAGUCAGCUCAAAUAUUGAUGGUUUAUAAUUCAAAAUUUUAUAAGAGAAAAGUUAAAGCGCUGUUUUUUAUUUAUUAUUUAUAUAAUUAAAAUAGACACCUUAAUAUGUAUAUUAUUUUUAAAUCAUGCUGUCAUUCAACAACCAUUUUUUAAUUUGAUUCGAGUCAAUUACUAUACGUUGUAACUCAGACAGACGUCACC
Molecule: messenger RNA, 1951 nt
Organism: Cokeromyces recurvatus
Lineage: Eukaryota; Fungi; Mucoromycota; Mucoromycetes; Mucorales; Mucoraceae
Product: WD40-repeat-containing domain protein
Exons: 16
Coding region: 16-1614 (532 amino acids)
Biological process (GO): autophagosome assembly
Cellular component (GO): autophagosome membrane
Molecular function (GO): protein binding
Source: RefSeq, a predicted model, not a curated record